AUGCCCUCAUCCUGCAACCGAUGUUACUCCGAUGCCUACGACAUUUCCCCUACCGAUACUCCCUUGUCUUCUCAUACCGCCUCUCCUUCCUUACAGUCCCGUACCGUUGGACGAGCUGGAAAGCCAGACCAGCAAUCUACAACACCUCCAGAAAUCGGAGUUAGCACGUCUCUCACCGGUUGCACCUCCGCCAACCUCGACCCCUUGCCCUCUCCGCUCUCCUCUGCCCCGGCUUCCAGUCAACGAUUAGAAAACCACCCCUGGUUCCUGAAUCGAUCAUCUGGGCGCACUGAUCCGGACAGACUUAUUCGUAAUGGUGGUACUGAUAGCGAAACCUGCGCAAGCUGCAGCCUCACCGUUCCAAAAGGUGUGAGCAAUCAACUCCCGCCAGGUGGCCCGGGAACCCUCAAAGAAGAUGGCAAAACCAGAAAUGGAAGCCCAGUCCUUCGCUCUCGGGAAGUCGUAUACGCCUGUGCCGGAUCCCACUCCGAAUAUGACGACGAUCCACACCACCCACCCCAUUCAUCGCCAGCCUCUCUUCACUCCUCUUCAUCGUCAGAAACGUCAUGUCACACACACAUCGUGAACUAUCUAUCCCUGCGCGGCCCUCCAAAUCCCGAUGAUUACGCGCUGCUGCGCAACGCUUCCAUCCGAACAUUAAGCUGCGAACUCCUACCGCGUGGACUGUCAUCUGGACCCUUAUCAUUCGGCGACUCCGCCUCUGGCUAUACCAUAGCCUACGUCUUCCGCCUACCCGAUCCCAUGGCCCGUGGUAAACGGCGCAGUUAUGCCCUAAUUGCGCUGGCGGGAAAAGAUGCCGGGAGAGCUUUCCGUGCGUCCCCGGUUAUAUGGCGUGUCUUUGGUCGUAUCGCAGCAAGUAUCAUUAAUGCCGCGGAACGGUUCCAGGAUACGGAGAAACGAUGGGAGGAAGGGACCAGCAAUGCUAAAAACAACAAUACGAACAAUAAUAAUACCAACAGUAUGGCCAACGGUCGAAAAUACACACCAAUCUCCUCCUUUCUAACGGGCCGAACGCUGGAUCCGGACGGCCAGCCAAGGCGUGCGGGACAGAUCCGCGCACGCAACCUGGCGGAAAUAGUCGGGAAUGAGUAUGUAUUUCCGGAGCUGCAUGCGCAAUUUGUCGCGUUAUUACAGCAGCUCUGUGCGAUGUUUGGCGGCGGGUCCCGUUGUGGCCUGCAGGAUGAUCAUCGGUCCGUAUCGAGUUCAUUCGAGGAGGAGAGUGAUAAUACGUUUUCAAGGAGGGCGUCGUUGUCAGGGGAGUCGAUGAAGAGGGGUGGUGCUGCUGGUGCCAGAGCCGGUGCAGCUUCUAGGAUGCAACGUGAUUACAGAGCUGGUGAUUCAGCUGCCGUGCUAUUAGCGCCUGCACCGAAACCGAUCCCUAUUUCCCAUCGUGGACGACAGGUAGUAGCCUAG
Molecule: messenger RNA, 1434 nt
Organism: Paracoccidioides brasiliensis Pb18
Exons: 1
Coding region: 1-1434 (477 amino acids)
Biological process (GO): positive regulation of TORC1 signaling; positive regulation of GTPase activity
Cellular component (GO): cytosol
Molecular function (GO): GTPase activator activity
Source: RefSeq, a predicted model, not a curated record